UUAACGAGUGGGAAAGCCGAAGUGUUUGGAACAGAGCUGGUUUCAGACAAGCGCUAUACUUUCCUCUCUGGGGCUUCAGUUGCAGUUUACACAUGGCAUGGUUGUACGCUCAAGAUCACAGGAAAUACACAAGGAACCUACAUUGCCAAUGACACUCCAAUGGUUAUGUACUUAAACACACAUGCGUGUUUAGAGCGAUUACGAGAACAUGCGGAUGAUGGACUGAGUCGUGGAGAAGAUAAAAGAGGGCCCGUUACAAUGAUUGUGGGACCGGCAGAUGUAGGAAAAUCAACGUUGUGCCACAUCCUUCUUAACUAUGCUGUACGUAUGAGACGCAGACCAAUCUUUGUGGACUUGGAUGUCAGUGACGGAUCUAUUGCAAUCCCAGGUACUAUAGGGGCACAACUAGUUGAGCGUGCUUUCAGCGUGGAAGAAGGAUUUUCUCAAGAAGCUCCCUUGAUCUACAACUUUGGACACUUGGCCCCACAUUCCAACUUGACACUGUACAAUAUUUUGGUUUCUAGAAUGGCAACCACAGUUCAAGGCAAAAUGGGUGGCAAUAAAAAGGUUGCAGCUUCCGGUGUGGUGAUCAACACUUGUGGUUGGGUCAGAGAUGAAGGUUACAAGAGCUUGGCACAUGUUGCUCAGGCAUUUGAAGUUGAUGUUAUUAUUGUACUCGGCCAAGAGAGAUUGUACAAUGAACUC
Procambarus clarkii (red swamp crayfish) is the source of this 705-nucleotide messenger RNA. Lineage: Eukaryota; Metazoa; Arthropoda; Malacostraca; Decapoda; Cambaridae. The record is from RefSeq and is a predicted model, not a curated record.